AAGACCCGUGCGCGUGCGCUGUCUGACGCCAUUUUGUUUAUUUCAAACUUCGAAGCCUUAAUUUUUUGUUCAAGGCGGUCAGAAUAAAUUGUUGGCGGUUUUAUUCACAAGGUCAUACGGAAAUUACACAUAGUUGAACAGAUCCGUGUGCUAAAGUUCUAUGAAACGUUUUAAUGUGAUAUUAAGUAGGUAUAGUGAAUGUGAUGUUUCAGUUAUAAAAUGGGAUUUUGGAUUAUCAUUGGCGUAACGAUCAACUUUUUUGGAUAGCGCAGUGAACGUCCGAGUAAACAAAACGAUAGUAAAAUAGUUAUAAUCAGCGAUGCACACCGCCACAUUCCAUUAGCUAUUGUGUGCAAAACAACAGUUAUCCAACUGAUUUACCGCGUGUGUUAACAAAGGUGUACAUGUGAUGUGGUCAUACAGGGGACCAAUGAAGCGACGCGGCCCGCGGCUUAUCACCAACGCAUCGGGUCAAUGAAAAUGAAUAUGAUAAUCCAUGUUAUUAUUGGCAUCGUGUCAACAUGCAUUGUUUUUGCGUCGUCACAAAUGAUGCCGCCUGGCUUCAGCUUGCCAGCCAUCACUCACGUGGAACGGAACUGGUAUGUGAUGUCCACGGACCCGAUUGGUGCUGUAGUUACCAGGGUACAUCGGGAUCAGACCGGCACAGAAUCAGUCACCUACGGCCUAGAAACUUCUGGGCCACCGACUCCUUUCAAAAUUGAUCCGAUUUCUGGAGUCGUCAGAGUCAACGAUACGCUGAAAGAUAAGGAAAAUCGAUCUUACUCACUAUGGGUGACGGCAUCCGAUGGAACCUCAAUUCCACAACGUACUGAAGUAUUUGCAACAGUGACCGACAAUUCAGGAUCAAGACCAAAUGCACCUCGCCCACCGCCAUUCGCCAUUCCAAACUAUCCAAAUAUACCACUAGUACCAAAGUUCCCAAGACCCACAGAAAGAACUACCAAAACCCCAGUACCCUUUAUGUCAGAAAUAACUGUACCUGAUAGAAAAAUAAUUUCUAAUGUCACAACAACGGCAUCAUCUGUUAAAAUCGAUGAGCCUCAUGAAGAUAAAAUGGUAGAGCAAGAGGAGACCAAGCGCAAUGUUUCCGAAGUGCCAGUAAAAGAAACUCCUAUAGGCAGUGAUGUUCCUUUGACAGUAAUCCCUCUUGUCGCCAUAGGUGGCUUGGUGGCUAUAGUGGCUGCAGUUAUCAUAUUUGUGUGGAAAAAGAACAACAGUAAAAGAAAGAAGCCUAAUAAGGAAGAUAUGAGCAAAGACUCAAGUGGCAUCGUGCUACAAGACUCCACUUUCAACAUGUGGGACCGCCCACGUGCUUAUUCCAAUCGAUAUGAGUCCUGGGAUGCCAACCAUUUACAGAUCUCCGAAGAAACGACCAUAAAUAGCAAGGAGGAGCCGCGAGACGAGUGGGAGUUCCCGAGGCAUAGGCUGAGGAUAUUUAACAUCGUGGGCGAGGGCGCUUUUGGACAAGUGUGGCGGGCGCAGGCUAUAGAUAUAGACGGUAAAAAAGGAGAGCAAACCGUGGCCGUAAAAACUUUAAAAGAAAACGCUUCAGAAAAGGAGAAAACUGACUUACUCCAAGAGUUGACUGUGAUGAAGAAUCUAGGCACACAUCCUAAUGUAGUCCGGCUUAUAGGAUGCUGUACAGAAAAGGAACCAACCCUGGUGAUAAUGGAGUUCGUAAGCCUGGGUAAGCUGCAACAGUUCCUCCGCGACUCGCGCGCCGAGCGCCAUUACGGGAACACGCACGGGGGCAGCCAGUUCCUCACGUCACGAGACUUGACGCACUUCGCCUUCCAAGUCGCGAGGGGCAUGGACUUCCUUAGCUCUAAAGGGAUAAUCCACAGGGAUUUGGCAGCGCGCAACGUGCUCAUCACCGAGGAGAGGACGUGCAAAGUGGCAGACUUUGGCUUUGCGAGGGACGUGGCCGACACGCAUGUUUACGAACGGAAGAGUGACGGACGACUGCCAAUCAGAUGGAUGGCACCCGAAUCGCUGUACGAUGACAUAUUCAGCGUCAAGUCAGAUAUAUGGAGCUUCGGUGUUCUCCUCUGGGAGAUUGUCACCUUGGGCUCCACGCCGUACCCGGGCUUAUCCGCCGGGGAUGUAAUGAGAAAGGUUCGCGAGGGCCAUCGUCUAGAGAAACCCGAACAUUGUCGACGGGAGCUCUACAACAUCAUGUACUACUGCUGGGAGGCAGAACCAACCACGCGGCCGGACUUCAAAGAAGUAGUUAACAUGUUAGAACGGCUGCUGUGCACUGAAAUGGACUAUAUCGAACUCGAACGGUUCCCGGACCACUCGUACUACAAUGUGCAACACUUGGACGGGGAAAAGUUAUAGUUACUAGGGAUUUUUAAAUAUUGUAAAUUGUCUACUAAUCACACCUAGUGGGUAGACCACUCAUAUUAGGCGAACGAUGACAUCAGCCAGAGAGUCGCAGCGAGCCACUGGAUUCAGCCACAGGUGGCGCAAGACUUUGGUGUGUGGAAGUCCGUACAUGGACAUAUUAUAUUCAGCAGUGGACGUCUUUCGGUUGUUGUUGAUGAUGAUGAUUUUGCCUAAAAAAUAGAUAGCCCUAUAUGGGGAACGAACUAUAAAUUUUUAAUUUGAAUACGUGGGAACUGGACAUCUGCUUGGGUGUAGUAAACUAAAGAAUACAUAGAGGUGUUCGUCGUGUAAUCCAUACUAAUAUUAUAAAUGCGAAAGUAUGUCUGUCUUUCUGUCUGUCUGCUACCUUUUCACGGCCCAACAGUUUAACCGAUUUUGACGAAAUUUGGUACAGAGUUAGCUUA
Molecule: messenger RNA, 2813 nt
Organism: Maniola jurtina (meadow brown)
Lineage: Eukaryota; Metazoa; Arthropoda; Insecta; Lepidoptera; Nymphalidae
Gene: Cad96Ca
Product: tyrosine kinase receptor Cad96Ca
Exons: 11
Coding region: 475-2361 (628 amino acids)
Biological process (GO): protein phosphorylation; multicellular organism development; cell surface receptor protein tyrosine kinase signaling pathway
Cellular component (GO): membrane; signaling receptor complex
Molecular function (GO): calcium ion binding; ATP binding; transmembrane receptor protein tyrosine kinase activity
Source: RefSeq, a predicted model, not a curated record